GACGAGCCUAGUCGUCAUUUGAAGAUCUUCUUCUGUAUCGUAUGUUCUAGUGUUGUUCCGUGAUACGUGAAACAUCAUCAAUCAUCAUGAAGGCUAUAGUUAGUGCAUUGUGCAACGAAAAUAGUGGAGUUAGUUCCGGUAAAGUGUCGAAAGCCAGAAAGGAUGUGGAAAACGAGGAAAUACAGAUGUACCUCAGCAAGCUGAAGGAUCUCGUACCUUUCAUGCCCAAAAACAGGAAACUUUCUAAAUUGGAAGUGAUUCAGUACGUUAUCGACUAUAUAUGCGAUUUGCAAAGUGCGCUCGAGACCCAUCCGGCAGUCAAUGCUUUUGACGCCACGGCGGCCCUGAGUCAGAAAAAAUCACAGGCUGCGGCCAGCCCAAGACAACCACUAGGUGUUAGGCCCAGCCCCAACACCAUCCUUGGACCUUGCGAGGCCUCCAUCCUCACCAAUAUCACGAGUCCAGAAAAAAUGUCGUCACAAGAACGAUCAGUUUCCUGUUGAUCCUACGACUAAUCAUCGUCCAUUCCAAGCGAGAUAUAAUCCACCUUUCAUCCAGAUUAGCGAAUAUCUUGUGGUCGACAUGGAAGGCGUUGACUGAUUUUUUUAUUUAUGAGUUCAGUGUGGGGUUGAUUGAGGGAAUAAAUGAGAGUGCACUUCAUCGUGGACGUACCUGUUAUGUUGCAAUUGUUAUGUAGAAAUUUUGUUGUUGUUUUGUACAUACGAUAGGCGGGUUUAGUACAAUUUCUAUCGAUACAAAUGAAGGUUUUGAAGUAUUGGAAUGAUUUAUACCUUAUAUUUGUUUGACUUUUCUAUUCUGUGAUUUUUUUAGAGUAUAGUUGUAUAAAAUCAGAUAUUCUUGAGGGCCGUUUCCCUUUUAUUUCAUGAAAUGACCGAGGCCGUGCAAGGUUUUCCUGGUUGUUUUGUAAAUUUUGUAUAUUUUUGU
Molecule: messenger RNA, 945 nt
Organism: Coccinella septempunctata (seven-spotted ladybird)
Lineage: Eukaryota; Metazoa; Arthropoda; Insecta; Coleoptera; Coccinellidae
Gene: emc
Product: protein extra-macrochaetae
Exons: 2
Coding region: 87-503 (138 amino acids)
Biological process (GO): circadian regulation of gene expression; negative regulation of transcription by RNA polymerase II; cell differentiation
Cellular component (GO): cytoplasm; nucleus
Molecular function (GO): protein dimerization activity; transcription regulator activity
Source: RefSeq, a predicted model, not a curated record